GAAUCAAGAGAUCAUUCUGUAAAUGCAAAAGACGGUGGAUAAACUAAAUCUACAAAUGCAGAGGAUUGACUGCCAUCUUUAUGAGUACUUAUGGUCAUCUAGCGCUGUCACCUGCGAGAUAACGUUUACACUAAUUUUCAAAUCGUAUAGACGUCCUGUUCGGUUCACGUUUCGACAGCGAUGAAGUAGGAUAGCUUCUACAAUUACACGAUUGAAUCAAAGUGUAAUACUCAAUUGAUAUAUAAACGUAAAAAGCAUAUUAUUCGCUAUAAGCUUGCUGACAGUUCUUUAAAGCGGUCUUAUACCGAGAAGAUAACUGUUUACAUUUGCAUAUCACCUACCGCGAACACGUAUAAAUGAACCGACACACAAGGAGAUAUGAGUAGCGGCGCAAGAAAGGAAAUGUUAAAAGUGCAAUAUAAAGUGUAUUUUAAUAAUAUUUAAAACUUUAUUAACAGUAGAAUGUUAUCCCUGGAAUAUUUACUUCUUUCCGCUUUCAUAUUUGGAGUGAUAUGUUUAAGUUUGUUUUCUAUAAUAUUAUACAUAAUAACGGAACCAUAUCCCAAAAUAUGGCGAGAUGAGAAAGAGAAGAAAUUUUUUAAUCCUAAGACAAAAACAACUGAACCGUUCCCAUCAUUAUUUGACAAUUGGAGUGUACAUUUGAGUGUCAUAGUACCCGCAUACAAUGAACAGAAAAGAUUGCCAUUGAUGUUGGACGAAUGUUUGGAAUAUUUAGAGGAACGUUUGAAACAUGGAUAUACUUAUGAAAUAAUUAUAAUUAGUGAUGGAAGCACUGAUAAGACUGUGGAAAUUGCUCACACAUAUGCAUUAAAAUAUGAUAGCAUUAGAGUAUUAGAUCUUGUUCAAAAUAGAGGAAAAGGUGGUGCAGUAAGACUUGGUAUCUUAAGUGCAAGGGGCAGUGCAAUAUUGUUUGCAGAUGCUGAUGGAGCAACUAAAUUUAGAGACUUAGAAAAGUUAGAUAAUAGUUUAAGAUCUGUUUUAGGAUUUGACUACAUGAAUAAACCAGAUGAAGUCACUUCAUCCAAAGCCAUAAUCUGUGGAUCCAGAGCACAUUUAGAAAAAGAAGAAAUUGCCAAAAGAACUUUCUUCCGGUUAUGUUUAAUGCAUGGCUUUCAUUUUCUGGUAUGGUUUUGGGGAGUAAGAGGUAUUAGAGACACACAGUGUGGCUUCAAACUAUUAACACGACAUUCUGCUAGACUUAUAUUCCAAGCUCUACAUGUUGAACGUUGGGCAUUUGAUGUAGAAAUGUUGUAUAUUGCACAAUACUUUAACAUUCCUAUUACCGAGGUUUCUGUAGAUUGGACAGAAAUAGAAGGUUCCAAGAUUGUACCAUUCUGGAGUUGGUUACAGAUGGGUCAAGAUUUAUUUUUUAUUUGGUACAAAUAUAGAAUUGGAGCAUGGAAAAUAAAAAGACCUAAACAAACAUAAGUUUACACAGAAUUACAAAAAAUGUAUAAAAUAUAAUUUUUUUGUAAUAUUUUAAUUAUACAAACUAAAAGUUUGAUAUCAUUAUUAACAUAUAAAUAAUAUACUAAUAAAACUAAUAAAAUGUAUUUCCUUCCUAAGGAACUCGUAUGUAGUUUUAAUUGUGUUUAGUAAUCAGAUUAAAAGUAUAGGGUCUGAAGUAGCCCCUUUUUUAAAUUUCAUAUCAAUACUGUUUAGGUUAUACUAAUUUACUUUCAUAAAAUAUAUUAGCCUCUACUUUGAGUAUUAAUUCUUU
Nomia melanderi (Alkali bee) is the source of this 1741-nucleotide messenger RNA. It is a transcript of the gene wol, whose product is annotated as Dolichyl-phosphate beta-glucosyltransferase wollknaeuel. Lineage: Eukaryota; Metazoa; Arthropoda; Insecta; Hymenoptera; Halictidae. Gene Ontology annotation, biological process: protein N-linked glycosylation. Gene Ontology annotation, cellular component: endoplasmic reticulum membrane. The record is from RefSeq and is a predicted model, not a curated record.